CUCAGCUUGUACCAGGUAGUUUUGAGUGAACACUAUUCACUACCAUUCAAGCUGAAACACAAUGUGUUCCCUGCAGCAUGUGAAUCCCAGAGUGAGGGGAAUCGGCGACUCGCCCCAAAGUGCACUGCAACGCCUGGCAGCAGACCUCACACGCCAGCUCACACAGGGGGCACAGAAACCCUUCAAACGGGUGAUAGACGUCAGCUCAGGUGACCCCCACAAAGCAGGAAUGAAGCCCAUCUCAUUUGUUCGACAGGUCCUGUCUGCUUGUCUGUACCCUGAGCUGCUGGAAGACAAAAGUCUUCCUCCGGAUGUUAAGACGAGGGUGCACAGGCUGCUGGAGACUUGUGAUGGAGGAAGCGUGGGUUCCUACUCUGAAUCCUCUGGCCUGCCUCACGUCAGACAAAGCAUUGCUGAGUUCAUCACCAGGCGAGACGCUGGUGUGCCUUCAUACGCAAAAGACAUUUUUAUUUGUGCUGGUUCUCAGAGAGCCUUGAUGAUUGUUGUUAAGCUCAUGGCCAGUGGGGAGGGGGACGCUCGGACUGGCGUCCUGAUCCCCACGCCCUGCCCCCACACCCUGCCCCCCGUGCUGGACGAGGCAGGGGCCGUAGCGGUGCCGUAUGAGCUGAUGGAGGAGAGAGACUGGGCCGUGGACCUGGAGGAGCUGCAUCGAGCGGUGGCCGCCGCUAGGGGGCGCUGUGAACCCAGAGCGCUUUACAUCAGCAACCCAGGAAACCCCACAGGUCAUCUGCAGGACAGGACCUCCAUAGAGGACGUGAUUCGGUUCGCAGCAGCUCAGAAGCUCGUGUUGUUGGUGGAUGAGGUGUUCCAGGACAGCGUGUUUGAAGCCGGCAGAGAGUUUAUCUCCUAUAAGAAAGCCUUGUUUGACAUGGAUAAAGAAUUCUCGCAGACAGUGGAGCUGAUCUCCUUCCAUUCCUUAUCAAGCGCCUGCAUGGGAGAAUGUGGGCUGAGGGCGGCGUACAUGGAGACAGUCAACAUGGAUCCAGAGGUCAUGACCUUUGUUGACACUAUGCUGUGCGGGGACAUCACUACUCCAGUCACAGGACAACUUGCUCUGGAAGUCAUGACCAACCCACCCCGGCCUGGAGAGCCUUCACAUGACACCUACACACAGGAAGUCCGCCUCGUCCGGGCCACUCUGGUCCAGAAUGCUCAGCGAGCCUGUCGGAUCCUCAACGACCUCCCGGGGAUGAGCUGCCGGCCCGCGACGGGCGGAAUCUACCUCUACCCGCACCUGCACCUACCGCCCGAGUGUGUUGAGCAAGCCAAGGCAUUGCAGCUGGAAGCAGAUGUUCUGUACUGUCAGCAGUUACUGGCAGAGGAGGGUGUGUUUGUGGGCGUGGGUGGAUCGGCUCGUAACCACCAUCUCAGGUUGUGUGUCCUUGUUCCCUCCGACACCCUGGACGAGGUCCUGGCUCGCCUCGCCUCCUUCCACCUUCGCCUCAUGGGCAGAUUCCUCUCUGACUGACGGGUCGGGUUGGGCAGAACCUGGAUCGGCUCCGGGCUGUUAGAACCUCUCUCUCAGGUUGUGUCGUGGCUCCUCCUGCUGCUCUGGUUCUGGUCCAGGUCCUGGCACGGCUUCAGACUGUCCACCUGCGUCCGUCGGACACGUUUCCCUGACAGAAAUGUCAAGGACGAGGCUCUGAGGAAUAAUGGCACCGGGUGGUCGACUCCCACUGACAUCACCUGAACCUACACUGAUAAUCAAGCAGCAGCUUGCUUUUAUUUCUGCCAAGUGCAUGAUUAUCUUUAAGUGGAACUAAUUUAGAAUUUGGCUGCGUGAUAAUGAUUCAUUAAACUGAUAAAAGUCA
This is a messenger RNA of Betta splendens (Siamese fighting fish), 1832 nucleotides long. Its product is annotated as alanine aminotransferase 2-like. Gene Ontology annotation, molecular function: pyridoxal phosphate binding; L-alanine:2-oxoglutarate transaminase activity. The transcript is spliced from 11 exons. Lineage: Eukaryota; Metazoa; Chordata; Actinopteri; Anabantiformes; Osphronemidae. Gene Ontology annotation, biological process: biosynthetic process. The record is from RefSeq and is a predicted model, not a curated record. Bases 62 to 1489 code for a protein of 475 amino acids.